Messenger RNA from Owenia fusiformis, 1395 nucleotides. NCBI's taxonomy places the organism in Eukaryota, Metazoa, Annelida, Polychaeta, Sabellida, Oweniidae. The record is from the annotation of a GenBank genome assembly.
ACCUGCAUGAUUGUUGCAACAUGUAAAUAAUAGGUGAGAGGACAAUACCAUUGGUGGAGAUCAAAUAGUCAAUAACUUGAUAAGUUUAUUAUUUUAACAAAGGUACUAUACAGAUUCAAGUAUACACAUAAAUGACCCAAGUUGCCAGUAGUAUAUAAAUUAGUUUAUAUUUCGACAAAGAAAUGAUUGCUUUGGACUAUUCACUUCGAGACUGCAGAUGAUUUCGUGUCGGAGAUCAAAAAUGAAAAUGAAGUUAUCACUAUAUCAGCUGUGUGACAGAUGACAAUCCACAACUAGCUGAUGAAUAUAAAAGUGUUCCCGUUCAUAGACAGGUUUGGCAGCUAUAACGUUAAUGGCAGUUCCCGUCGCCCAGAGAGCCCUGUUACAGAGACUUCAGAGUAUGAUGAUGAUGCGAUCAUUAGAGAAAGGCAGUUCUGUGGAGGGCUCUGCUGUUUCAAGGGAUGUCUGAUUGGUACUCUAGGCUUCGUCUACUUCCUUCUUGUAAUACCCACAGGUAUACUGCUUACAAUGCAUGGCUCGAACAACGCCAACAACAUUACAUUGGUAAUAGGUCUGUGUUUGCUCAUCGUUCCCACUGUUACAGCGACAUCUAUAUGCGGCAUCUACCAGUAUCGACGCUAUAAGACGAAAUGCAUUGCUCAAGAAGAAAAAUAUAAAACGGGAGUGAACGGCAGCAAUAGUUCACAACAGCGUUAUUGAAGAUGAUGAUCAUUAUGAAGGAGAGUGCCAAACAUGUUGAUAUUUGUUGCCUGAUGUAGGUGUUAGACCAGACUCUUGGCUCGGUGCAAGCCAAGUGCCCUAGUGGAGUACUUGGUACUUUACUUGUCCAGUACUAGAUCCAGUUGAAUGCUAUUGUGUCAGUCUAGCACUAGUCCUUCCGGUGCUUAACCCACGCUUGCCUCACUUCAACUGUGAUUCCGACCAUACUAAAUGUGCAAUACGCGCCUGUGGGUUGAAUUGAAUGAUACCCGGUGGGAAUGAAUAUUUAUAAAUAUCUAAGGAGUGAAUUACUGUAUCUUCCAUGACAAGUUUAUCUACAUCGUCAGGUGUAUCUAGGAAAUUCGUCAUCCUAGUGUCUGUAGCUAUGAGAAUGCGUUCAGUGAUCCUGUCUGUGUGAAUACGGGUAGUCUGAUCUUGUAUUAAUUAAUCCCCUAGGGAGCGGGCGGAUAGCAGGGCUUGAUGAGACUAUGAGCACCAACAGAAACAAGUAAUGGAAAAAAUGGAUGCAAAAACGAUUGAUCUAAUAAAAGAACCGUUCGUCCUUUUUGUCUCUACUUAAGAUCUCAGAAAACAUAAACAACUGCUGAUAUUGUAUUAUGUAUUAGAUGAUGUAUAUUUGAAUGACAUGUUAACAAUGGAAUAAAUUAAAAUGGA